Molecule: messenger RNA, 3142 nt
Organism: Nothoprocta perdicaria
Lineage: Eukaryota; Metazoa; Chordata; Aves; Tinamiformes; Tinamidae
Gene: DCUN1D2
Product: defective in cullin neddylation 1 domain containing 2
Exons: 7
Coding region: 117-851 (244 amino acids)
Biological process (GO): positive regulation of ubiquitin-protein transferase activity; protein neddylation
Cellular component (GO): ubiquitin ligase complex
Molecular function (GO): ubiquitin conjugating enzyme binding; ubiquitin-like protein binding; cullin family protein binding
Source: RefSeq, a predicted model, not a curated record
UUCACACCUCUCAGAUUUUGCAUAAAUUUAAGGCUGUUACAUGGGUAUGGCUGCUACAAUUCACUGCAAAUGAGCAUAAGCUUAAGUCGUCUCAGAAGGACAAGGUCCGCCAGUUUAUGGCCUUCACCCAGGCCGGUGAAAGGACUGCUAUAUACUGCUUAAUGCAGAAUGAAUGGAAGCUAGAAGUGGCAACGGAUAACUACUUCCAAAAUCCAGACUUAUACUACAAAGAAUCCAUGAAAAACUCGGUAGAUCGGAAGAAAUUAGAACAAUUGUAUAAUCGAUACAAAGACCCACAAGAUGAAAAUAAAAUUGGCAUUGAUGGUAUUCAACAGUUCUGUGAUGAUUUAAGCCUGGACCCUGCCAGUAUCAGUGUUCUGGUUGUAGCAUGGAAGUUCAGGGCAGCUACUCAAUGUGAAUUCAGUAAAAAGGAAUUUGUAGAUGGCAUGACAGACUUGGGGUGUGACAGCACAGAAAAACUGAAAGCUCUUUUGCCAAGACUGGAACAAGAGCUGAAGGAUCCARUAAAGUUUAAAGAUUUUUAUCAGUUUACUUUUAACUUUGCUAAAAACCCUGGACAAAAAGGUUUAGAUCUAGAAAUGGCAAUUGCAUAUUGGAAUUUAGUCUUAUCAGGAAGGUUUAAAUUUCUAGAUCUUUGGAACAAAUUUUUGCUGGAACACCAUAAAAGAUCAAUCCCGAAAGAUACUUGGAAUCUUCUAUUAGACUUUGGAAAUAUGAUUGCAGAUGAUAUGUCCAACUAUGAUGAAGAAGGAGCGUGGCCUGUUCUUAUAGAUGAUUUUGUGGAAUAUGCACGACCAGUAGUCACAGGAGGAAAGCGUAAAACUUCCUAACCCCAGACUCAUCAAAACGGACUAAAUUUGCAGUCUGAACUGCAUUAGGUAACGAAGAUUUGUUGGCCAAUAACUGUGCACACUGUUGCUGGUCUCAGUGGUCAUGAUGAGACUGAAAUUCCUCCUUUCUGCCUAAAGAAAAUGACGGCUGGCUUGUGGACACCUCAAGAACACACUCGGAAGAUAGUCCAGGCUGUUUGUAGGCUAUUGGCUUCAAUUAUUGUACUGGUUGUAUCAUAUAGGAUGUAGAUUUUGCAUGAUUUUAUACUUCGGAGAAGUUUAACUAGAGGCCAUUUUAUUAAAGUUUUGACAGCACAGCAUGCCAUUCAGUUCAUGAUCCAAAGUGAACACCAGCAGUUACAUGAAUAAAAUUGUAUUAUAUUGUACUUAUAUGAAAAGCAGUAUUUGUGGUAUAUAAAUUAAAUCCCUAAAUAAAACUUAUGCAGUAUGUUGUAUUUUUAUAAAAGUUAGCUCUGUGCAUCUGCCCUAAAACAGAAUUGUAACAAGAAACACUUUUUUUACUUAUUGCUGAAAUUUUAAAUUUAUAUUUUUAAGCUCUUAGAUGUACAGACAGGUCACAUCUAGCCUCCUUUUUCCCCAAUAAGAUUAACAUCCUCAUUGUUGUAUUCAUGAAGGUCUUGGACAUGUUACUGCAGGACUGCUGAGGAAGGACUGCCCUGCAUUACGUUGCGAAUCCAACUUUUAUUUUGACCACCACUUUAAAGUAGACCUGAACCAAAGAUGCUUUUAUAAUUUAUGUUUGAUUAUCCUAUUCAAUUGGUCUUCAAUUAUAUAUUUUGCUUACUUUAUUUAAAUUAUGAAUUGGUAUUAAUUUUUUUAGGCUUAAUAAUAGCCUGAAACAGAUCAUAAAUUCUAGCUAAACGCAAUGUUAUGAGUGCAAUUCCUGAUGUGUCCCACAAAAAUAGAUAUUAAUAAGCCCAAAGAUGUCCUGUAAGCAAAGUUAGCCCCUGCUUUAGAGCAUCAGCUAGAGGUAAGGAGAGUUURCUUUGCAUUACUGGUGUAACCCUCCAGAUGUUUUUGCAAUAGAAUUAUUCAGUAACAUUACAAAGAAAUAGUAUGUAGGUGAGAUGUCAAAUCAUUUUACACCAAAUGUGAUUUCACUCAGUCAUUUCUUUCUCCUAUCUAAUAUAAAGUAUGUGGAGGUCAGUCGCUUCUUUCUCAACAGUGUUUUCCAGUGCUUCAGCACAAGGAGGUUCCACCAGAAAUGACUGAAUAUGUUUUCACACGGGGCUCUUUUGAACACUACCUCAUCAAAAUGAGUUUGUCUUGGCCGCUGUAAGAGUUUGCUAAAGCAGAGAGUUGUUAAUGAGUAUGUACAGCUGUGAUUAAUGUAUUUUCCUCUAAUCAGAGUUGAGUUGAUGCAAGAACUUGGGAGAUGAUAGUGCAUUAAGUUAUGUAACAUAUCUUUUUGGAUGACAUAUGAGAUAAUUUAAGUAUUUCAUGAGAGGGUAUUAUUUUGUUUCGUAAUUGUGAGGAUAUAAGAACUGAUACUGUUUUUCUAAACUCUAAUAUUUAGGGUUUCAUAUAAGCUGUCAGCUUUUAUUUAUGUCAAUGCAGCCUACAAGACCAAGUGAAGAUACUGAGUCGAGGAAUGCUGCCUUCAUUCUUUCUCCCAUGUGAGAGAAGCCCAGUAGUGCAUGAUGCUAAAAAAGCAGGGUGAGGACAGAGCCUGCACUUGAAUAAAUUAGCAAACGUUUUGUGAAUAGUGACAUAGAAAGCAAGUUCAUAGAAAUCACAAGUGAGUGAUUUAUUAUUGGUCUUAUUUUUCCCUCCAAGGAGUAUUUAGAAACAGUGUGCCGUGCAUGGCAGCCACUAGAUGUCAGUGUCUCAGUCUUUAGAUACCUCUCUCUUUUCUGGGUAGAGAGUUAAUAUGUAAUAGUAACAAAAAUUAUUACUUAACAGCUUCUCUUUCGAUGUAUGCAAGUCUAGCUAGUCUAUAGACGUCAAUUCAGAUAUAAAAACAGAUUAAUGCUUUUGGGGCUGUUUUUGCAUUUCAUUUACCUAUUCUUUCCCAAUCAGAAUAGGUAGUUUUUAUAUAUUUCUUGUAGGCUUUGAAGAAUAAAUCUGUGACUUUGAAGAAUAAAUCCAAAAACAUCAGCUGCAUUUAUGCAGUCAAAAGCAAUGGACUGUUUGUUUUUCAGACAAUUGUGACUUAAAAUGCAUAGGCACAGCAUAACUGAGCAGAAGUCAUUUAGUCUCAUGCUCUAUGAUGUAGCCAAGUAGUUUGCAUAGGAUUAGAGCUUACAAAACACUUGUUCCUGCUGCAGACU